This is a messenger RNA of Brassica napus (rape), 1699 nucleotides long. RefSeq names its product NDR1/HIN1-like protein 6. Bases 16 to 825 code for a protein of 269 amino acids. Lineage: Eukaryota; Viridiplantae; Streptophyta; Magnoliopsida; Brassicales; Brassicaceae. Gene Ontology annotation, cellular component: plasma membrane. The transcript has a single exon. The record is from RefSeq and is a predicted model, not a curated record.
CCAAGUAGUAGAGCAAUGGGAGAUCUUCAACAGAGAGUUCAUCCGGUUCUUCAAAUGGAAGCCAACAACAAGAAAAUAUCACCAGCUGGGGGAAAGACAGAACAUCUUCCAACACAACGGCCAUUUCCGCCUCCUGCUACGGUCGAAAACAAGAAAGCAUCACCAGCUCGCGAAAAGACACAACAGCUGCUUCCAGUACAACGACCACUUCCACCUCCUCCUUUGAUGGUGCGUAAUAGGAAGCGAAAUCUUUGCUGCAGAAUCUUCUGUUGGGGUUUAAGCCUUCUAGUCAUUGGCUUGAUCGCAUUAGCGGUUGCAAUUACGGUUAUAUAUUUUGUUUUCCAUCCUAAAAUCCCACAAUACGAGGUCAACAGUUUACGAGUUAGCAACCUUGGUAUCAACCUAGACCUCUCUCUUUCCGCCUUGUUCAAAGUCGAGAUCACAGCUCGUAAUCCCAACGAAAAAAUUGGGAUUUAUUACGAGAAAGGAGGCCGUCUCCAAGUGUGGUAUACCAAGACAAAGCUCUGUGAAGGUCCUAUACCCAAGUUUUACCAAGGACAUAGAAAUGUAACUAGACUGAAUGUGGAUCUAGCGGGAAGAGCACAGUUCGGGAACACUGUUCUGUCGGCAUUGCAGCAGCAGCAACAGACAGGACGUGUCCCGUUAGAUCUCAAAGUGGAUGCACCUGUUUCCGUCAAACUGGGGAAAUUGAAGCUGAGGAAGGUCCGAAUAUUGGGGAACUGCAAGCUUGUUGUUGAUAGUUUAUCAACAAACAAUAGAAUUAAUAUAAAAGCCAGUGAUUGCAAGUUUAGGCUUAAACUUUAAGGUGUUCCUUUCUUGGGUGUAUGUGUAUCCAUCAUUUUCUAAUGCAUUGAUUAAGUUUUCUGAAUUUCUUGUUUUAAGACUAUAAAAACAUCUCCAUCUAUGGAAACUUUCUCAAACAAAAUAAUGAUAUUUAUAAUUGGAAUAUAUGACCGAAAAAUAGAUAGUCAUGCAACAGUGAUAUUUGGGUGACAACAGAUAGAGAAAGACAAAAUUAUAUUUUUUUUUUGUAAGAAUAGUUACUUUUACAAUUCCUUGUAAAAGUGCUAUCUUUGUUCGAGUUUUUAUAUACAUAAACCUAUACAAAUAUUUUUUAAACCUAUAAAAUAUUAAAGAUGUGACGCAACAAAAAAAAUUGGAUAAUUUUGAAUAGUUUAAAUAUAUUUUGGAGAAUUUAGACAUCUUUUAAGAAGUUCUAAAAUAUUUUACAUGAAAGUCUUUUAAGUUUUAAUCGCAGAAACGGAUAAUUUGGAUAUUAAUAUUACCGUUACCUCUUAACUAAGAAAAGAUCCAAUAACAUGGGAUACAACAUAAAACAAAAAGAUUGAGACAGAGAUACCAUGAUUGUUUUGAUUAGACAUAAUAAACCCAAUUACAAUGUAGUAGUAUUUUCUUUGUUCAGUCAAAGAACAUUAAUAUCGAAUUCAAAUUAUAAAAACAAACUGGAACUAUGAGCUAAUCUUCAAUGCACCACGUCAGCGUUUUGUGGGUUCCACUUUUAAAAAGUGUGAAAAAAUGUCAAGUCUAUGGUUCGAACCCGGGUUAUUGAGAUAUAAACAUCAACAUUUAUACCACUAAGCUAAAUGAUACUUUGUACAUUGAUGGUCGAACCUAAUAUAUAUUUAUAAAGUUCGGAAGCUCUUGCUUCUACGGCUUC